Messenger RNA from Lasiosphaeria miniovina, 237 nucleotides. RefSeq lists its product as uncharacterized. NCBI's taxonomy places the organism in Eukaryota, Fungi, Ascomycota, Sordariomycetes, Sordariales, Lasiosphaeriaceae. The record is from RefSeq and is a predicted model, not a curated record. The annotation marks the transcript as partial. The transcript has a single exon.
CUUCAUCCGCGCUACAUAAUAGAUACGGCCAAGGCUGCACAACAUCCACUCCAACUAUCUUACAGAUGUAGUCUGGAGAGCCUACUCGAAAGGCUCGAUAUUUCGUUUAGAAACCUCCAAGCCGCCGUGAACGAUGUUAAUUUCGUACUCCGAGCUCUACUGAUGCUUGCAGUCAGAGAUGCGGAACGCCAGUUGGAUGCUUCUGUCCUUCCAUAUUGGCUGCUGACAUUUAAAGCA